This is a messenger RNA of Aspergillus glaucus CBS 516.65, 626 nucleotides long. RefSeq lists its product as uncharacterized. The record is from RefSeq and is a predicted model, not a curated record. The transcript has 2 exons. NCBI's taxonomy places the organism in Eukaryota, Fungi, Ascomycota, Eurotiomycetes, Eurotiales, Aspergillaceae. Bases 129 to 455 code for a protein of 108 amino acids.
ACACCUGCUAGUAUGAUUGUACAAACCCAUCUGCAGGUUAGCCCAACAAAUGCAGGGUGAACCUGAAGAGUACCACAGUUAUAUCUCUUGGCUCUGCAGCAUUGAAGACAACAUCCCAGGCAGACCUCAUGUACUCAACAGUGCCAAGAGAAACUGCUACAGCAGAAAAUACCAAGAGAGAAAGAACACCAACUCCUCCACACCUCAAGAUCGCCCAAGAAAUCAAUGGACAGGUGAAAAGCGCAAAAGAGAUCCCAAUGAUGGACAAAAACCUCAAUUUUGUUGGAAGUGCAAGAAAGGACCACACCCACCAAAUGAAUGCCACAGUGUGCCAUGGAAAAAAGACUUUGGCAAGCCAAAAAACUAGAUGGACCAGUACUGGGAGCUGCUACUGUACUGGGCAUUGCCGCACUGCAAGACACCCCAAGGACCAAAAUCAGCAUAUUGCCUCCUAGACAGCAGAGCUGAAGCAAACUUCAUACAACAGCAUUGGGCCAAGCAACACCUCCCUGACAUUGAUAGCCCAGUGUGCCAAGUGAGGGCCAUCAAUGACACCACUGUCAAAUCAUAUGGCUCAUGAGAACUACACCUCACAAUUGGCAAUACACAUAUGGAACUUCAAGACC